Messenger RNA from Eufriesea mexicana, 1140 nucleotides. RefSeq names its product ADP ribosylation factor interacting protein arfaptin (gene Arfip). Gene Ontology annotation, cellular component: trans-Golgi network membrane. The record is from RefSeq and is a predicted model, not a curated record. Gene Ontology annotation, biological process: intracellular protein transport; regulation of Arp2/3 complex-mediated actin nucleation. Bases 100 to 1092 code for a protein of 330 amino acids. The transcript has 6 exons. Gene Ontology annotation, molecular function: protein domain specific binding; phospholipid binding. NCBI's taxonomy places the organism in Eukaryota, Metazoa, Arthropoda, Insecta, Hymenoptera, Apidae.
CCUCUUAUGAAGCAAUAUAAAGAUUUGUUCUGAAGUUUUAAGCAUAGAAUAAUUGAAAUUACUUAUAUCUUCUGAUUUUAUACUAUUAGAUUAAGUGGAAUGGAGCGAAGUAUUUAUGAAAUGUUGAAAGAUGCUCCAUCGCUAAAUGAUAGUGAGAGUGCAGUUCAUAGUGGAACUCCUCCACCCCAUGUACCAAACAAUUGUAAUAAUGAUAAUCAACCUAGGCCAGCUACGAUAAAUUUAACAUUGGGUAGUCCUACAUCACAAAUGUCUGUAACGGUAUCUCCAAGUACACCUAUUCAAAAUGGGGAUACCCAAACAAUGCGUACUGCUCAAAGUAAAAUUGAAAGCAUUAAAAACUGGAGUAUUUCUACAUAUAAGUGUACAAGACAAUUAAUGUAUGAAAAAUUAGGAAAGACAUCCCGUACAAUAGAUUCAGAACUUGAAACACAAAUUGAAUUAUUAAGAGACACUCAAAGAAAGUACUGUAAUGUUUUACGAUUAUCUAGAGCAUUAGCUUCUCAUUUCCAUCAUGUUGUUCAAACACAACAUGCUUUAGGAGAAGCAUUUUCUGAAUUAGCACAGAAAUCUCCAGAGUUGCAAGAGGAGUUUCUAUACAAUUCAAAAACUCAGAGAAAUUUGACUAAAAAUGGCGAAACAUUACUAGGGGCCUUAAACUUCUUUGUUUCUUCUGUUAAUACACUUUGUAAUAAGACUAUUGAAGACACAUUGUUUACAGUACGACAGUAUGAAACAGCAAGAAUAGAAUAUGAUGCUUAUAGGACAGAUUUUGAAGCAUUAGCGCAAGGAACAAAAAAUGAUAGUAACAAUGCAGCGAGAUUGGAAGCAGCACAGGCUAAUUAUGAAGAGCAUAAACAAAACCUUGAAAAACUGAGAUCUGACGUUUCGAUUAAACUUAAGUUUUUAGAUGAAAACAGAAUCAAGGUAAUGCAUAAGCAAUUACUGUUAUUUCACAAUGCAGUAUCUGCUUAUUUUUCUGGAAAUCAAACUGCAUUGGAAGCCACACUGAAGCAAUUUAACAUAAAGGUUAAAUCACCAAAUUCCUCGUUACCGUCGUGGCUUGAACAGUAGUUAUAUUAGAUGAAGUAAGUCCAAGUUGUCUAACAUGAAUAAAAAAUG